Acanthaster planci (crown-of-thorns starfish) is the source of this 3570-nucleotide messenger RNA. RefSeq names its product EF-hand domain family member B (gene efhb). NCBI's taxonomy places the organism in Eukaryota, Metazoa, Echinodermata, Asteroidea, Valvatida, Acanthasteridae. Gene Ontology annotation, molecular function: calcium ion binding. The record is from RefSeq and is a predicted model, not a curated record.
UUGAUAUGCAUUGUAAAGAUCAAUGGUAAACAACUACACAUGCUGCACAACUAACGAGUAUCAGUCUUGAGUCGAGUGUUCACAAGCUGGCAAAAAAGACACGUUGAGCGAAACUUUCGUCAAGUAGGUCUUACUGCUUAGCCUUAGGAAGUGUUUUACACCACGGGUAACACUGCUGACUACAUUUUUGGGGAUAGUGCACCGUUUGUCGGCGUUAGCAAGUAAUUAAUUUCGUGAGUUCGGCCUACACCGUUAAUUCAACCGUGCAGUUUACAAUGGAAAAUAGAACAGGCCCAGCUGGUGAAGGAAGUACAGCUGUGAUGGAGGAUUCUGCACCCAACCCCUUGAACACGCAGCGGUCAAGAUCAGCGCCUAGCACAAGGCAGGCAUCACAGCCAACAAUAGGGAGCAACAGCGGCAAGUUUAAGGACAGAAACCCAGACAUGACUGCAGCUGGAAAAUUAAUCACAAUGGAAGGAGAAACAACGAGAGAUUGUCUUGAUAUAGAACGGGUGCAAACCCCUGAUCAAGUGAAGAAAUUCCGAAACUUCACCCAGCCUGAGCCACAAGUCAGACGGGUCUUCUAUGGCAAGGCGCUGGACCCAGACGUGGCCUCAACCGUCAACCACGGAGUCAAAACGAAAGCAUCUCUCUUUGCUGGUGACCUGAUCAACCCAGACCCAAAGUCAAGAUUCACGCAGAGACUGGAAGAUAAGAAGGAGUCAUCCCUCUACCUCAGCAAACAGAAGGCGCCGCUUGGCACAUCACAUGACCAGCGCAAGGGCUUACCCAAAGGAAUGGACAAAUAUCAGGAGACCUUCGGUGUCAAGAACGUGUUUGAUGUGACGGCUGGUGAACUGGUCAGCCCCACCAAGACCUACCAACAGGUCAUGGAGGAGAGCGAGAAGGGUCGCGACCUCUACAAACUGACCCACCACGAGUUCCUGGUUGGAGAGGCAGUGGACCGCAACUAUGACUGGAGCCGCUACCCCAAGGAGGGCAUGUUUGGCAUCGCCACACCCCACGACAAUGACGGCAAGCACGUCGCCAAUACACUGAAGUGGCUCAGAAAUGAUCAACUUGACAAAGGCACCAAAGUGGUGUCCAAGCGGGUGGACGACUUUCGCGAGCGCACCCAGCCCCAGCUGGGCCUGGUGCAUGACCCCAUCAAGGACACGCUGCACGUUCCCCCCGACCACUCCUUUGGGGUGCUGAUCAAGCCCGACGAGUUUGGUGCAGGGGACCUGAUGCAUGGCCGGUCGCAGGAGAGCUACCUGCGGGGCAAGGACCGGGACCGGGGCCUGCUGGCUGCUGUCCGCCAACAGCUUAAGAAGGCCAACUACCACAAUUUCAAUGAUUUGCAGGCAGCCUUCAAUCACUACGAUAAGAAUAGUGACGGCAAGAUUGACAUUCAAGAGCUGCGGUCCUGCUGCAGCCAGUUUAGCCUCCCCAUAGAGCCUGAGCUCCUGGAGCAGCUGAUCGACUACUGCGACAGCAACCAGGAUGGCUACAUUGACCACACCGAGUUUGCCAACUUCCUGAACUGGAAGGACAAGAUGCAGCAGGGGUCGGAGCGGCCGGAGCAAGGGGCUGAGGAUGUGGAGAGGCUCAAGAAGCAGAUUGACCGGUCCAUUGGGGAGCACCGCACCUCUGCGUCCAUGAUCAAUGCCGUGGUGGGAGGGGUGUCCACAAGAGAUUACAGAACAUAUGGAAUUCCAACAAUUCGUAGCGACCUCGCUGCCCCAAAGAUCAAAAGGAUCAGCGACAACAAGAACUAUGGGGACGAGUCGGACGCCUUUGGGUUGAUCAACCCUUCUAUCUACAGCAACAGGGGGGUUUACGAGAAGGACUUCUUCAAAUCAAGGCCCCAAUCACAGAUCAAGGAUAUAUUCACGUCUGUUGGGGUCCAGAUGGACAACGACACAUUCCAGAAGCUGUGGGAGGUUGCAUCAUCAAGGGCGGACAACGGUCAGGUCAGCGUGGAGAGUUUCCGCAGCGUGUUAGACGAGGUACAAGCCAUCCAGUGUGCAGAGUCCUCAUAGCGCCUCCCAGGUUAGGCUGUAUUGUGCCGCUCUCAGAGCAAAUGGACUUCACUUUCUGUCAGUAUUUCAAUUGUUUCCAGUCUUCGUUUCCCUAAGAUGUCCAAGAUCAGGCUGCACAGCUUGAGUUUCCACACCUCGGUUAAGUCGUUCACCUUGGUAUCCUUUGGUCAGUGUAUCCUAGGCAGUAUGCCUGUGUAUUCAGUGUAUGUGAGAACUUGUGGUAAACUGUUGAUCAGAGGACAGCAAGGGCUUAGGUGUAUUUGUCCUUGUAUCAGUGGGGGAUCUUCAAGCAGAUUUGUAUGCCAAAUUCAUUUUUUUGAAUCCUGUCUUUCUGAGGGGUUACGAUAGAUUUCAAAUAUUAUAGAGCAAUAUUCCUUUCAGAUUUUUUGGUGUACUUAUGAUCCUUUAAAGGCCAUAAGAAAUAGAAAAAUCAUAGGUAUAAGGAUGUGUGCCCUGUUGUGCAAGAACUGGAAUGCUAUUGCAUAUUCAUAACAUUAAAUAUACAGAGUUAAAAGUGUUAAGUACAAUAGAAGAAGUUUAGUGGAUUGGGCAGCCUCCCACAAAAUAUCUAGGGAGGGUCUAACCUUUCUGUGAACACACUCUCCUAGUUCCACUUUCAAAGGAUAAAAAUAUGUACACCAAACAGAAACUGAUCUGCUUUUUUUAUACGUUGUUUUCAUUUAUUUGUUAAACAAGUUUUGUCUUCCUUGCAUAUAUGAAAAAUAUAUGAUCUGGAAUGAUCAAAGUGAGCCCAAAAAAUUAACAAUGUUACAAUUCCAUUUACAAGCAUAAUGUACUUCUGAUUGGAUGAGAUUAGCAUCCAUUUCCAAACACAUUCAGCCAGUUAUAGUCUCAGUAUUCUCGGUCUAUGCUGACGUCAGUAAAAUUAAAAUUUGCAGGUUAAAUGCAUCAGUAGCCCAAACCCAAAUGUGAAUCACGUAGAAUCUUGUUGGAUUGGCAUGGCAAUGGGGUGAGGCAUUUCUCGUCAGAACACAUGGCCCCAAAUUUUGUCUGGUUAGUAGAAAUGCUGUGUAAAAUUACCCAUUCAUUGCACUGCUAUAGUAGUGAUGUGGUGGAGUGAACUUGCAGUCACUAGCAGUUUCACCUGGGACAGUAUCUCGCUGGAUGCAAACCCAUCUUAAAUAAAUACAUUUGAUUUCAAACAUUACAGGUUAGGAUAAAUGACCAUCUCCAAUCAUAGCUACCAAUUUCAGAGUUGGUAUUUGGAAACGAGUCUGGUCUUUUAAAACAUAUAUAUCACUACCAAUACAGUCACCUUCACAAAAAUGGGGUGUUGCAUCACAUUUAAUUAGCAAUAUACGAGGGCUAUUUGUGCACAUACAUGUACAAGCUUUCAUAAUAUUCUGUAGCGAGUAAUCUACUGAAUAUAACCAUCACAGUAAGAUUUAAAUGUGUUAACCACUUGUUGCUGAGUGGAUUUUUCUUAAAUAAGACAAGAUGCCGGGUCCUUUUCAAUAUUUUCCGUUUUCAAAAUUCUUCAGAAAUUCAUCCUUUCAUUUAAUGGCUG